Messenger RNA from Cinara cedri, 4686 nucleotides. Lineage: Eukaryota; Metazoa; Arthropoda; Insecta; Hemiptera; Aphididae. The record is from the annotation of a GenBank genome assembly.
CAAAUAAUACCGGUAGUAACUAGUAGAUUGUUUUGAAUAAGUUUGUUUUUUUUUUCAUGAAUUAUUAUUUUCAUUAGGUACUCUAAUACUCGUAUGUUAUUCAAAUAUUACUGAACACAAAAAGUACGAGGAAAUAUAUCUAAGUUUUUUUUGGUACAGCUAAAAUUAAUUUUCAAUUCAAUAGAUUAAUUAAAUCAUGGACGUAACUAAACAAAUUUGGAUUCCAGUAACAUUUACAGUUACACCGAUGAUCGGUGGUGUCAUUGGAGGAAUUUUUGUCCGAAAAAACAUUAAAGUAUGGUACGAGGUAAUAAUUAGUAUCUAGUUAAUUUUAAUUAAGUGACACAAAAGUUAAAAAUAGGUUCCCUACUUUGUGGGGGGAGGGUUAAGAAAAUAAUACACCUACAAAUUUUAUUUUUAUAUCUACUAUUUACCAAAAAUUGCAGUAUAAAAAAAACAAAUAUACUUCAAACGAUAGGUAGGCCACUGUUGUUAGUAAGAAGUCGGGAAGGUAGGGACCGAGAAAAGUGGGACGUGGCUGAAACGGGACGAUGGAUAUAAAGGCUCAGUAAAGACGUAAAACAGUGGUCAAUCAAGCCGUUUGGUUUCGUUGACUACCAUCUGACGCAGGUUCUAACAGGUCAUGAAGGUUUUGGCCAGUAUAUUCAUAAGUUCAGGAAGCGAGAAGACCCGAUGCGUAUAGACUGCCAAGCAGACAUUAACGAUACGGAACACGCGAUAUUCCGAUGUGAUUGUUGAGGGCGGUACCGAAGGGAACUUGAGGAACGUAUUGGAAGCGUCUUCGAGCCGGAUACUGUAGUCGACAACAUGCUCAAGUCAAGAAAAAACUGGGAAGCAGUAAAGAGAUAUGUCCGCCAAGUGCUUUCAAAGCGAGAGGAAAAGAACGCGAAAGACAAAACAUUAGGCGUUAAGUACAAUGUGCGCCGAAGACGAAAUUCAGAGAGACAGAGGCCUUUAUCUGCUGUAAACCAAUUUUAAUAAAUUGUUUGUUUUUUUUUUUUGUUUUAUCUCAAUAAACAAUUAAAUGUGGAUACGAAGGGAAGGACUACUAGCAAGGGUAAAGUAGCCCCUCUUAGCACCCACACCCACAAAAAAAAAAAAAGUUUACAUAAGCAUUAAAGUAUACAGGUACUCUGCAAUAUCUCAAAUAACGCCCCUGGUACAGUAUACACCUAAAAAUUAAUAAUCGUUAUGAAUAGUGAUUAUUUUGACAUCGUAUUAUAUUGAACAAUUUAUAAUAAAAUAGCUAUAGCUAGGUAUAAAAAAUUAUUGUAAAUUCAUAUUUUUGCGAAAAGAAUAUUAUACAUUUGAGCAUUUUAGAGUUAACAAAACUGUAAAAAACACUAAACCCAUAAUAGGUAAUUAAAAUAUAAUUAUUGAAUCACUAUUUAUUAUAUUUAUUUACUUUAAGUUCUGAGUAACUUCAGAGUAUAGCAUCGCAACAAUCAAACAAUAAAUAUCUAUAAUAUAAUAAAUAUUCACAAUUUGUUUAUUUGGCUCGUUGGCUCGCGGGGGAAUGGUUAAACCCAAAAACACUUAAUAAAUACGCCUCUGCAUCUAUGUACCUAUAUUUAUUUAUUUACUUUUUACUUCACAUUCCAUUUAGGUGCUUUGCUGCUUCUACUAAAACCUUCUCGAGCCUCUUCAUCUUUAAUAUAUUCACUCCAUUUCUUAAUCUCUUUAAGUCGUCUUUUACUCGGUCUAACCAACGUUGACAUAGUUUUCCAGUUGGUUUGCUAGUAAGUACCCGAUUUAUCGAUCCACCUUCCGUAUGUCAUUAUACAGUCUCUUUAGGUCUGCGAUUUUUUUCCGCUCGUAUAUACCAGUUUUGGAGUUUAAUAUAGGACCGUAUAUUUUCUUAAGAAUUUUCCCUUCGAAAGUUAAUCUAGCUAAUUCUCAUCACUCUGCGUCAUAGAUCAUAUUUCAAAUCCGUACAUGAUAAUGAGGCAUAAGUAGAUAAUAUAUAGAUUUUUCUUCAUGCCCUAGAAAAGAGUUUCGAUGUGAGCAUUUUGCUCAUUGCAUGACACCCUCAGUUUGCUACACUUAUUCUAGACUUUAUGUAUGUAUAAAUUCUAUGACUGUGUAUAUUUAUAUACAAAAUAACAUAUCCUUAUGUAUUUUGUUAUAGACAUUGAAUCUACCAUCCUGGAGGCCUCCAAAUUACAUGUUCGCUCCAGUUUGGACAACUUUGUAUAUAGUAAUGGGAUAUGCUUCUUUCAUGGUAUAUCAAAGUGGUGGUGGAUUUUUUGGUAAGAUUAAUUAUAAAAUAAAUGUUUUGAAUUUUCUGAUUGUGAUUGUUAUUUAAAAUUUGUUUUUAACUAUAGGCUCAGCAAAACUUUCUUUAGCAUUAUACGCAUCACAACUUGUUUUAAAUUGGGCAUGGUCACCUUUAUUCUUCGAGUUUCACCAGUUAAAAUGGGUAUACUAAUUAAAUACUAAAUAAUAUUGUUUACGAUUCUGAACCUAGCUAGGAAUAUAUUGGUUUUACUAUGAAAUAAUUUUCUUUAAAUUUUCUAUUUAUUUUGCGUAUUCUAAUUAUGUAAUGCACACAAACCUGUGCCUCAUAACGCCUCCAAAUAUCAUACCUCUUACCUCAAUUUCAUAAUUACAACGACCAUUUUUAAAUGCACCGUGAAAACAUAUGAACGCUAAUACAGUCGGUUUAUAAAUAGUAACAUACCUAUUUAUUUCAUUAAAUUUUAUUAUUAAAGUUAUAAAGUAUUAAGUAGUAACUAAAAAUGGUAUUUGAUGGUUUAAAAAUUGUUGUUAUUGUACAGUUACCUACUUCUAUAGUUAAUAUUUCAACUUCGUAUUUAUGACUGAAAGUUGUGCUAUUAACUAUCAGCUCCGAUCUUAUGUAUAUAGCGCUACCAUAUUGUGCGUCUGGUAUUUCCAUUGCUAGGUUCAUUCUCAGGAUUUUUGGUCGAGGGCUUGCCUCGCUCUGGUGCGUUUCUUGAAUGCAUAAAAUGUCACAUUUAUACCGCGCCUAUGUUCAUUGUGAAGGUCAUUUUUAGAAUAAUCUUAGAGAUAGGUAUGUAAUUUUUAAAUUAUAUUCGGUAGGUACUAAUCUAUAAAAAAAAAGUUGACGCCCGCUACUUAUAUAGUUUUACCUCUCGUAUUUUCAAUUUUCUAAUCAUUUGUUAUAAAAUGUAUGUACAUUUAAAAUAAAAAUAAUAAAUACAAAAUGCAGGUGGCCAAAAUUUUACUACAUACUUCAUUAAACGGACGUGAUUUCGUUAAACGGAUUGCGUCCGUUUAAUUUACUUCGCCAUAUAGACUCUGCCAAAUAAGAAUCUAAGAAGUUUCUCUUAGUUUCUUGUUGUCCCCUUUAGCUCUUCCCCACAUCCUCUCAACAUUUUGUGUGUGAGCUCCAAUUACAGGAUUCACAAAAUUAUAUUUGUGGUUUACUGUUGAGGCUGGUUUGUUGAAUAUUAUUAUAGGCUCGCCAGGAAUCAAAUAAAAUGGUUGAUCCAACUCGUGUACGUUCACAAAUUAUUGACAAGAACGUUUUUUCCAAUCGCUCGGGUACCUACUACUGAACUAAAAUAAUACAAAAUAAUUUAGUUCAGUGGUAUUAAAUUGCAUAAACAUCAUAUACGAGUGUACGACGAAACACUCAUUGUUAUCAUGGCAUAUCUCAUACACCAUCAAAUACCCAUUCCUGAGACAGUAUUCAACCUGCAAUAGUUUUACAUCUGACAAAGAAACACCUACUAUUUUGAAUUGAUUUAAGAAAGUUUCUAUACAAGAAUACACAUACUUUAAUAAUAAAGUUAUUCCAAUCCACUACGGUAGAUUUGCUCCAAAUUUGUGUUUAUAAAAGCCCAUCAAUGUUAGUUCAUGAGCCCAACCAUAAAUGAAGUUAACAAUAGUUGGUAACUAUACUUUAGAACUUUGUAUCCAAUUAUCUAAAACCAUUUUGUUAGCACUGUCACAGUAUUACAAGUCCAAGUUCUAUGAAUAAUGUUUGGCAUUUUUGUUUUGUAAAAAAAUUAUUAACAAUGAAUCAUCAUGCUCGUCAUUAAAAAUUUGUCGUUAAUUCAUGUUUUUUGUUUUAGUACUAGAUAGUUUCGGUAUUUUCAGUACCUAUAUACAGGGUGUCUUACAGUGUUAUAAUCCUUAUGCUAAUAAUUCUAUCAAUAUUUAUUUUAUUUUUUAAAUCUGGUUUUGUGCGAGUGGGGACACUAAUGUAGAAAAAAUUAAAUUUUUAUUUCCAUCCCUUAAUCACUGAAAAAACAACUUAAGCAAUAGGUAUACAAAUAUUGACGGUUUAAUUUAAAGUCUGUUUUUUUUUUCCUUCAAAUUUGUAUGAUCUCUUACAUCGCUUCAUUUCUAUAUACAUUUAAUCAAACUUGGCUUAGAAUCAUGUUUUUUUUAGUAAUGAUUUAUCUUUGUGUAGCUAUAGAUAUAAAUUAAGUUACUCUGUAGGUAUCUUAUUUGAAAUAAUUUUAACAAAUGUUUUUUUUUCUUUUUACAGAGUUUUAUUGAGAUUUGUGGUUUGUGGUUAAAUGUAUUUGGAUGCAUCGUAGCAUUUUAUGAAAUUAACAAAAUAGCUAGUUUUAUUAUGAUUCCAUACUUAGGAUGGUUAACAUUGGCAACAUCAUUAACUUAUUAUAUAUAUAAAAACAACCCUGAAAAAACUUCAGAUUAAUAAAUAAAAUAUGU